AUGGAACGCGCCCUGCCGGACGGGGCCCUCAAUGUGUCUUGGGGGCCGAGCGCUGGAGAGGCGGCAGCACCCGGCUUCUCUGCCGCCUGGACCGUGGUCUUGGCUGUGCUGAUGGCGCUGCUGAUCGUGGCAACCGUGGUGGGCAACGCUUUGGUCAUGCUGGCCUUCGUGGUGGACUCCAGCCUCCGCACACAGAACAACUUCUUCCUCCUCAAUUUGGCCAUCUCUGAUUUCCUAGUAGGAGCAUUUUGCAUCCCCUUGUAUGUUCCCUAUGUGCUGACUGGGAAGUGGACAUUCGGGAGGAGCUUCUGCAAGUUGUGGCUGGUGGUUGACUAUCUGCUGUGCACUUCUUCGGUCUUCAACAUUGUGUUGAUCAGUUAUGACCGGUUUCUUUCUGUUACCAGGGCGGUUGCAUACCGCGCUCAGCAAGGCAAUACCAGGCAGGCAGUGCAGAAGAUGGUAUUGGUGUGGGUGCUGGCCUUCCUUCUCUAUGGACCUGCCAUUUUGAGCUGGGAGUACCUGUCUGGUGGAAGCAUCAUCCCAGAGGGUGAGUGUUAUGCUGAAUUUUUCUACAACUGGUACUUCCUCAUCACAGCCUCCACGCUGGAGUUCUUUACACCCUUCCUCAGUGUGACCUUCUUCAACUUGAGCAUCUAUCUGAACAUCCAGAAACGAACCCGGGACCGGCUGGAUGUGGGCCGGGAGGAGCCUGGGAGGCUCUUUAGCCAUGAGUCAGAAACAAAUCCCAAGUUCUCCCUGAAGUGCUGGGAGUGGGAACAGAAGAUGCCUCGAGAGACCUUGAACCUUCACAAGUAUGAGGCACACCCUUCAGACAAGCCAGAUGGCGCCCGGGACUCACCCACAUCCAGCUCCAACAGUUCCACCCAUGCUCCUGAAAAGCCGAGGUCUUUGAAAAGGAGCUACAAGCCCUCAGCAUCCACCUCAUCUCUGGAGAAAAGGAUGAAGAUGAUGUCACAGAGCAUCACCCAACGCUUCCGGCUGUCAAGGGACAAGAAAGUAGCCAAGUCUUUGGCAGUGAUUGUGAGCAUCUUUGGUUUAUGCUGGGCCCCCUAUACUCUCCUAAUGAUCAUUCGGGCUGCCUGCCAUGGCCGCUGCAUUCCUGAUUACUGGUAUGAGACAUCCUUCUGGCUGCUCUGGGUCAACUCUGCAGUAAACCCCAUCCUUUAUCCUCUGUGCCACUACAGUUUCCGCAGAGCCUUCAUGAAACUUCUCUGCCCCAAGAAAUUAAAAAUCCAGCCCCACAAUUCCCUGGAGCAUGGCUGGAAAUGA
Trichosurus vulpecula (common brushtail) is the source of this 1290-nucleotide messenger RNA. It is a transcript of the gene HRH3, whose product is annotated as histamine receptor H3. Gene Ontology annotation, molecular function: histamine receptor activity. Gene Ontology annotation, cellular component: membrane. NCBI's taxonomy places the organism in Eukaryota, Metazoa, Chordata, Mammalia, Diprotodontia, Phalangeridae. The coding region runs from base 1 to 1290 and encodes 429 amino acids. Gene Ontology annotation, biological process: adenylate cyclase-activating adrenergic receptor signaling pathway. The record is from RefSeq and is a predicted model, not a curated record. The transcript has 3 exons.